UUGAAAGUGCGCGCAACGUCUCUAUAGAAGUAUUUGCAGAUUAGGCAUAGCUAAGAGUGACACUCUCAACAAAUGUGGUUCGCAGCUCAUUAAAAUUCACAAUGGCAAUUCUGUCAAAUAUUUAUAGCUUUUGGUUGUUUUUGUUGAUGCUGCUGCUGAUCGCAAAAGUAUACGCCGCGUUGGCCACGCCAGUGUCAAAAGGAAAUGCAGCAGAUGUGACGACAAAAACUGAAAAACGCAGCGGGCCGAGCAAACUGAGCAACUACUUUUUGCAUGAGCCAUACGGUCCCAAUACAUAUGCCUUUGGCUAUGAGCUGGAAGAUGCCCCAUCUGGUAAUAUACAAUUCCGCGAUGAGCGACGCUAUUUGAAUGGCAGCAUCGAGGGCAGCUAUGGCUAUGUGCGUCCCGAUGGACUAAUCCAGGUGACGCGCUACAAAGCUGACGGGGACAGGGGCUAUUUGGCACACACCCAGAGCUAUGCGCCGGGCGAUGAGCCGGUGGACUCCAUUUGGCCAACACAACGUCCAGAUAUGUUCAAGACACAGCAUUCUAUGCAGCCCGCUGUUAAUGUGAGCUGGGAUGCCAAAAGUCAUUUGAAUGUGAGCGUGGAUCAAGUGGAACAUGAAGUGGCAAAGCAGCUAAAGGAGCAGCAUGGCUUAGACUUGAAUCACAUCAAUGUCGAGCAGGAUGUGCUGCAGCCAGCUGUGCUGGACAUAGUCAAUGGCAAAACGCCACUAAAAGCCCAACCCAAUGGCAGUUUGGCCUUUGAAACAUUGCACAACUUCAUAGACAAGGAUUUGCCGCUGGUGCCAUUCGAGUUGCCAGCCGAACAACUGUUGACAACGGCCGCGGCGCCAUUGGACCAGAACAGAACUGCGGCUAAUAACAAAUACAACAAAGCCAAGUCCAAUAACGACGAGAAGGCACCACAGACAGCCAGCACUGUUGACUUUAGCACCACAUUGCCCACGCCCCAGCCAUUGGUAAAUGAUAGGUCGAAUGCAAGCAGCUGGUACCAGCGAAUCAUUCAGGCGAAUCGUCGCGAAUUUCUUGAGCAUUUGCCAAAUUUGAAUCGAGCCUGAGCACAGCACGGCACAAAACAUGCCACAAAAGCGAAAAUGUAUCAUAAAUGUGGCUGCUCCACUAUAGCCAACAGCAUUGCCGACACGCCCCUUUGCAGCGUCUAAUAAGCAUUAGCUUUUAUUUGUAUCACGCACGCCGCCUCGCCCGUCUCGAACGUUAUCUUUGAAUUGGUCUUCAGUUUAUGCAACGGCCAACAACAGCAACAACUAGUUUUACUCGAUAUUUAUACAUUUAACAUUUUUAUGAUUGGGUUUUUCUCAGUGCACAUUUAUUGUUGUCCGUCGUGCAUUCACUUUUAUUGCGGAGAAAUGAUUUAUAAAUGCUUUGAAUACACUCACAGCAAACUAAUGAAUGAUUGAUGGCUGCCUUAUUAGAAAGAGUGAACUGUGCUA
Drosophila hydei is the source of this 1475-nucleotide messenger RNA. RefSeq lists its product as uncharacterized. NCBI's taxonomy places the organism in Eukaryota, Metazoa, Arthropoda, Insecta, Diptera, Drosophilidae. Gene Ontology annotation, cellular component: chitin-based extracellular matrix. Gene Ontology annotation, molecular function: structural constituent of chitin-based larval cuticle. The coding region runs from base 102 to 1082 and encodes 326 amino acids. The record is from RefSeq and is a predicted model, not a curated record. The transcript has 4 exons.